This is a messenger RNA of Beta vulgaris subsp. vulgaris (sugar beet), 3104 nucleotides long. Its product is annotated as ribonucleoside-diphosphate reductase large subunit. Bases 408 to 2840 code for a protein of 810 amino acids. Gene Ontology annotation, molecular function: ATP binding; ribonucleoside-diphosphate reductase activity, thioredoxin disulfide as acceptor. The transcript has 16 exons. The record is from RefSeq and is a predicted model, not a curated record. Gene Ontology annotation, biological process: deoxyribonucleotide biosynthetic process; DNA replication. Lineage: Eukaryota; Viridiplantae; Streptophyta; Magnoliopsida; Caryophyllales; Amaranthaceae. Gene Ontology annotation, cellular component: ribonucleoside-diphosphate reductase complex.
AGGUAAUAAAUAAAAGCAAAAGGUCCCCCCUCAUCAUAUUCAAUUCGUCCACUUCUUUUCACAUAAACCCUAAAUCAAUCGCAAAAUUUACCCUAAUUUCAUCUCUCAAAACAAAAAACAUACCUUAAAAUAUAUAUAAAAAAAGAAAAGCGUACUCAACAAGCUAAAUCAACAUCACAUUGGCGGGAUUUUUUCAAAAACCCUAAAUCUUUUUCCACCGCAAUCCGACAAAUAUACGAGCGAAAUUCGAAAAAUUUAAAACCCUAAUCCCCAAAUUUCAUUUCAAACUCGCGCCUCUUCUUUUCUAUAUAGUGUGAAAUAAGUUACCCAAUUUUCUCCUGUGAACACCAACUGUUCGACGAAAUUCAUCUCAGAAAAACUCCCACCCAAAAAAAAAAGUGUCAAACAUGUAUGUGGUAAAAAGAGAUGGUCGUCAAGAGACAGUGCAUUUCGAUAAAAUCACUGCUAGAUUGAAGAAAUUAAGUUAUGGUCUUAGUACUGAGCAUUGUGACCCUGUUCUUGUUUCUCAGAAAGUUUGUGCUGGUGUUUAUAAAGGUGUUACUACUAGUUUACUUGAUGAAUUAGCUGCAGAAACUGCUGCUGCUAUGACUGCUAAUCACCCUGAUUAUGCAUCGUUGGCUGCAAGGAUUGUCGUUUCGAAUCUGCAUAAGAAUACCAGGAAGUCGUUUUCUGAGACGAUAAAAGAGAUGUAUACUCAUUAUAAUGAGAGAUCUGGAUUGAAGGCUCCUUUAGUUGCUGAUGAUGUUUAUGAUAUCAUCAUGAAGCAUGCUUCUCAGCUGGAUAGUGAGAUAAUAUAUGACAGAGACUUUGACUAUGAUUACUUUGGUUUCAAAACCCUUGAGAGAUCAUAUCUCUUGAAGGUGAGAGGAAAAGUUGUGGAGAGACCACAACACAUGCUGAUGAGGGUUGCUGUCGGGAUCCAUAAGGAUGAUAUCGAGUCGGCUAUCAAAACCUACCACUUCAUGUCUCAGAGGUGGUUCACACAUGCUUCUCCAACCCUCUUCAAUGCUGGCACACCAAGGCCCCAAUUAAGCAGCUGCUUCCUCAUCUGUAUGAAAGAUGAUAGCAUUGAAGGAAUAUAUGAUACUCUGAAGGAGUGUGCUGUUAUCAGUAAAUCUGCUGGAGGUAUUGGUGUCUCUGUUCACAAUAUCCGUGCCACUGGAAGUUAUAUACGUGGUACAAAUGGGACAUCGAAUGGCAUUGUCCCAAUGCUGCGGGUGUUCAAUGAUACAGCACGAUAUGUUGACCAAGGAGGAGGGAAGCGAAAAGGUGCUUUUGCAAUAUACCUUGAACCCUGGCAUGCUGAUGUGUUUGAGUUCCUAGAUUUGAGGAAGAAUCAUGGGAAGGAAGAGCAGCGUGCUCGAGAUCUUUUUUUUGCUCUCUGGGUACCUGAUCUUUUCAUGGAAAGAGUUCAAAGUAAUGGGCAAUGGUCCUUGUUCUGUCCUAAUGAAUCUCCAGGUCUUGCUGAUUGCUGGGGUAAAGAAUUUGAGAACCUCUACACCAAAUAUGAAAGAGAGGGCAAGGCAAAGAAGGUAGUUCAGGCACAAAACCUGUGGUUUGAGAUAUUGAAAUCUCAAAUAGAAACAGGGACACCUUAUAUGCUGUUUAAGGAUUCCUGUAACCGGAAGAGCAAUCAGCAGAACCUUGGUACAAUUAAGUCUUCAAAUUUGUGUACUGAGAUUAUUGAGUACACCAGUCCAACAGAAACUGCUGUGUGUAAUCUGGCGUCUAUUGCUCUUCCCCGAUAUGUGAGGGAGAAGGGGGUGCCUUCUGAGUCACAGCCUUCUAAACUUGUUGGAAGCUUGGGUUCUAAAAAUCGAUAUUUUGACUUUGAUAAACUUGCUGAGGUGGUUGAUGUGGUUACCACAAACCUAAACAAAAUAAUUGAUGUAAACUUUUACCCUGUUGAAACUGCAAAAAGAUCAAACAUGAGACAUCGGCCAAUUGGAAUUGGAGUCCAAGGCCUUGCAGAUACUUUCAUCUUGCUUGGCAUGCCUUUUGACUCGCUAGAGGCUCAGCAGUUGAACAAAGACAUUUUUGAGACUAUAUACUACCAUGCUCUUAAGACUUCUUGUAAUUUGGCUGCCAAAGAGGGCCCCUAUGAGACAUACCCGGGUUCCCCUGUCAGCAAGGGAAUUCUUCAACCAGACAUGUGGGGUGUUACCCCGUCGGACAGGUGGGAUUGGGGUGCUCUUAGGGAAAUGAUAGUGAAGAAUGGUGUUAGAAAUUCACUUCUUGUGGCUCCUAUGCCAACUGCAUCAACAAGUCAGAUUCUCGGAAAUAAUGAAUGCUUUGAACCUUACACUUCCAACAUCUACAGUCGAAGAGUUCUAAGUGGUGAAUUUGUUGUGGUGAACAAACAUCUUCUACAUGAUCUGACUGAGAUGGGUCUUUGGACUCCUACUUUGAAGAAUCAGAUAAUAUAUGAAGAUGGUUCUGUUCAGAAGAUUUCUGAGAUUCCAGCAGAUCUGAAAGAGAUUUACAAGACUGUCUGGGAGAUAAAACAACGAACACUCGUUGAUAUGGCUGUCGACCGUGGAAGUUUCAUAGAUCAAAGCCAAAGCCUAAAUAUUCAUAUGGAACAACCCAAUUUCGGAAAACUAACUUCUCUGCACUUCCAUGCAUGGUCUAAGGGUUUGAAGACCGGCAUGUACUAUUUAAGAACACGAGCAGCUGCUGAUGCUAUCAAAUUUACAGUGGAUACUUCCUUGCUUAAGGACUCAAGCAAGACACCUAUGGCUGCAGAUGACAAUGCAAAACUGGCGCAAAUGGUUUGUUCACUAACAAAUCGCGAAGAUUGCAUGGCGUGUGGAAGCUAAGAAGUAUCGGUAGUAUUUCCUUUUCAUCUAGUGGCAUAAUAAUCACUUUAGGUGAUAUUUGGUGCUUGUUUGAGAGAUACAUGUAUAUUUGCUUGCAAGAAUCUGGUGAAAACAAUUGCAACUCUGUAGCUGGGCGAUUGUAUAUAAAGUAGAUUUGAGUAUGACUAUUGUUCUUGCACUUACACUACUUGAUAAUAUAUCUAUAUACUUAUAUAUAAUGGAAGGGAUGAAAAAGCUUGUGGCUUUCUCAUCUUUACUCGUCAA